Molecule: messenger RNA, 2733 nt
Organism: Juglans regia (Persian walnut)
Lineage: Eukaryota; Viridiplantae; Streptophyta; Magnoliopsida; Fagales; Juglandaceae
Product: FT-interacting protein 3-like
Exons: 1
Coding region: 86-2425 (779 amino acids)
Source: RefSeq, a predicted model, not a curated record
AAACAUUCAUGUCCUCAAGUCGAACAACCCUCCACUGAAAUUUCAGUUCUUUCGAUUUGGGCAUCUCCUUGAACCAAGACACAAUAUGCAGAGGUCUCCACCAGAAGGGUUUUUGUUUAAGGAGCCCAAUCCCCAUCUCGGAGGGGAAAAGGUCACCGGUGACAAGCACAAAAGCGCCUAUGACCUCGUUCACCAGAUGCCGUAUCUCUAUGUACGCGUUGUCAAGGCCAAGGACUUACCGGAAAAAGAUAUCGGCGGUAGUUGUGAUCCUUACGUGGAGGUGAGCCUUAGAAACCGCAAGGGUUCAACUCGGGAUCUUAAGAAGGAGUCGAAUUGUAAGUGGAACCAGAUAUUUGCUUUCUCGGGAGAGCAGAUUCAGUCUUCGGAGCUUCAGGUUACUGUGAAGGAUAAGAAUUUUCCAGAGGCUCUAGAUGCUUUCAUCGGUCGGGUUUUGUUUAAUGUGAUUGAGGUUCCGAGGAGGGUUCCUCCGGAUAGUCCAGUGGCGCCUGAGUGGUAUGAAAUGGUGGGUAAGAAGGGGGAGAAGGCUAAGGGGAAGCUGAAGUUGGCUCUUUGGAUGGGUACACAAGCCGAUGAAGAAUUUCGUGAAGGAUGGAAAUCAGAUUCAGCUGGAUUUGGGGGAAGUUAUUGUCUUGCUAGCAUGCCUUCAAAGGUAUACCUGCAUCCUAAACUUUGGUACUUGAGUGUCAAUGUAAUUGAAGCUCAGAACCUGCGACUGAGUGAUGAGGGUUGGUUCCCGAGAUUUUUUGUGAGGGCUAUCCUUGGAAAUCAGCAGAUGAUAACCAGUGUUUCUCAAAGCAGGACUAUUAAUCCUAAAUGGAACGAGGAUUUAAUGUUUGUAGCAGAGGAACAAUUUGAGGAGUACUUGAUUUUGAGUGUAGAAAACAGAGUUGCAUUUAAGAACGAUGAAGUUGUGGGGACGUGUAGAAUUCCCUUGCAGCGUGUUGAUAGGAGGUUGGAUAAUAAACCUGUGAACCCCGAGUGGUAUAAUCUUCAAAAGAAUGUCGUUGCUGGAGAGGAACAAAAGGAAACCAAAUUUUCCAGCAGGAUUCAUAUGAGGAUCUGCUUGGAAGGUGGUUAUCACGUCCUGGACGAAUCAACGCACCAUAUCAGUGACCUUCGUCCGACGGUAAAACAGUUGUGGAAGUCCAGCAUUGGGGUACUGGAACUCGGAAUUCUAAAUGCUCAGGGGCUGAUGCCGAUGAAGACAAAAGAUGGUCGUGGAACAACAGAUGCCUAUUGUGUGGCAAAGUAUGGUCACAAGUGGGUCAGGACAAGGACGAUUAUUGACAGUUUGAGACCCAAGUGGAAUGAGCAAUAUGCCUGGGAGGUAUUUGAUCCUUGUACAGUCGUAACAAUUGGGGUGUUUGAUAACUGUCAUUUGCAUGGAGGAGAUGGUAAGUAUGGAAGGGCAAGGGAUUCAAGAAUUGGGAAGGUAAGGAUUCGUCUCUCCACCCUUGAAACCGAUCGGGUUUAUACACACUCAUAUCCUCUUUUGGUUCUACACCCCAAUGGGGUGAAGAAGAUGGGUGAAAUUCAUUUGGCUGUGAGGUUCACUUGCUCCUCUUUGCUUAAUAUGAUGCACAUGUAUUCACAUCCAAUUUUGCCCAAAAUGCACUAUCUUCAUCCAUUAACCGUUAGCCAGCUUGAUAAAUUGAGACAUCAUGCAACUCAAAUCGUAUCGAUGAGGUUGAGCCGGGCUGAGCCACCGCUGAGGAAAGAGGUGGUUGAGUAUAUGUUGGAUGUUGACGGGAACAUUUGGAGUUUGAGAAAGAGCAAAGCAAACUUUAUCAGGCUUAUGGCAGUUUUGGGUGGGUUAAUGGCUCUGCCAGAAUGGUUUGAUCAGAUUUGCAACUGGAAAAACCCCAUCACAACUUUAUUGAUUCACGUGUUGUUUAUCGCAUUGAUCAGGUACCCUGAGCACAUCCUUCCCAUAAUUUUCCUCUACCUUUUCUUGGUUGUGGUUUUGCGUUAUAGGAGGCGGCCAAGAUGUCCACCUCACUUGGACACUCGCCUUUCUCAAGUCGAUACUACACAUCCUGAUGAACUUGACGAACUUGACGAAGAAUUUGAUACAUAUCCAUCUUCCCGGCCUUCCGACAUUGUAAGUAUGAGAUAUGAUCGGUUGAGAAGUAUUGCUGGGAGGAUUCAGACCAAGGUUGGUGACUUAGCUGUUCAAGCAGAGAGGCUACAAACUCUACUGAGCUGGCGAGAUCCAAGAGCAACAGCUCUGUUUGUAAUUUUCUGUCCGGUUGGUGCUAUUGUUCUCUUUGUUAUACCAUUCCAAGUUGUGGCCCUUCUCGCUGGAUUUUUUAAGUUGAGACAUCCAAGGUUUCGACAGAAGCUUCCUUCAGUGCUAGUGAAUUUUUUCAGGAGGUUGCCGGCCCAAACAGACUGCAUGUUGUGAGCAAACGUCCAAAUUAUUGGUUGCAAUUGCUUGUGAGUGGAGUGGCGAUGAGUUACCCCUCUGGUUUUAUGUUAGUGCGGAGAAGAUGAAGAAACAGAUGGAGCUUAUCUGCUAGUUUCUAUGUUUUGAGCUUGAUGUCGAGCUCUGUGUAACCUGCCUUGAAGGUACUAGAUUUGUUGAUUUGCAUCUUAAGCGAUGCCAUCAUUUCUUUUGAGGCUUGACUUCAUGGUAAUCACCUUUGCUCAUCUCGAGGUUUUUAGGUUGUAAGUUUGCAUUAAAGAAAUUAAUGUUGUUGUUGUUGUGCUGAA